GUCGGUCAUUCAGAUACGCACUGUCUCAUAACUUUGUAGUUGAAAAAGGAUAAUAGAAGGGGAACAAAAAAGGAACAUUGAAAGUGAAGCAGCGAUGAGUUCAGCUUCUUCAGUACUUGUCGCUUCUUCAUCGUUUCUAUAUUGGAUUCGUAAGCCUUCCCCUUUUAAAUUCUCCAAAUUCCCUUCAACUCCUUCCGUUACUCCGUCGUCUCCGAAGUGUUACCGUGUGGUGUGCCGUGGCGGGUCCCCUCAACCGGCAUCGUUCCCCGAUCUCAGCUUCGCCUUGCAUGAUGCUCUCGAAUCUACUGGAAUCGAUACCUCUCAUGCUAGAGAGGCGAGGAAGAGUUUUGUUUCGCAGAUUAAAAAAUUAUCUGAUAUCGAGAGAGAAACAAGUAUCUGCAUAAAUAGAUGUGUUGAUCUGGGGAGAACAUCUCUUUUUAUAGCAGCAGAGGAUGAUUCUCUCAUUUCACACUCUUCCGUUCCUCUGCCGGUGGAUGCAUUCCUCGAAAGAUUGGAUGAUCUCUCAAUGGGCUACUGCUCCCACUAUAACUCAGCAUGUAGGUCGUCAAGGGAGAAUUUUUUGGAGAGCUUAGAAAAAUAUCUAUAUGUCAAAAAGGGCUUCCGAAGAUCUACUGCCAAGAAUCAAGCAGAGCCACAAGCCCUUGAUCUUCACUCGGUUUUGACACAUCGUUCGGGUUCUGCUGUAAUGCUUUCACUGAUACAUUCAGAGAUUCUGAAAAUGCUUCGCUUGUGGGGCCUUCUGGAUUUCGAUGUUGAGAUUUUUUUUCCACAUGAUCCUCAUGGUCUUCCUAGAGCCUAUGAUAAGCAAAAGAGCAAAGAGUCUGAUCAGCCACACAUAAUGACCGUACAAAUGCUAUUGGAGGAGAUUUUAAGAAAUUUAAAGGAUGCUUUCUGGCCAUUUCAACGUGGUGCUGCUGAUAGUUUAUUCUUAAGGGCAGCAAAUGCUGCUAACUGUAUAGAUAAAUUUAAUGGCUUUGAAGAUAGUGGCUAUCAGCUUGCAUCUACAAAGGCUGCUCAACGUAGGCUAGAUCGGGGUGUCUGGACCAGUGUUCAUUUUGGGUAUAUGAGGCGUGCUUUAUCUGCAUGUGAACGCCUUAUUCUUCUAAGGACCGAUCCGAAGGAAACGAGAGAUUAUAGCAUUCUCCUCUAUCAUUGUGGAUUGUACGAGCAGGCUCUGAAAUUUCUCAAAUUGUAUCAAGACAUGAAGAGUUCUUCCGCACAAAAUCCGUCAACAGAUCCAGUUAGCAACCUAGAAGAAGAUGCUGUGAAGAAAUUGAUUGUACGUCUCAAUCUCAUUGCAAUGGAGGAAGGUUGGACCCGGCCAUGGUAUGUCAGAAAUUAUCUUGGCAAUAACUCUGAGCCAUGGUAAGACCUUCAUACAUUUUCCUGUGGCGUUUUAAAUUUCAACAUUUCCUUCUCCGAGAUGGAUAGUCAACGUAAGAGUGAGUUUACAGAAAAUGAGUUCUCAUGUCCAUUAACUGUGCAGUUUAGGAUCAUAACACGAGCCUGCACAUAGCAUAAGAUGGAUUGAUCCGUCCUUAGGAUUCGACCUAGGCAUUUUGCAAAAUGAUGAAAUAAGGUAAUAGAUAAUUGCAUUUGGCCUAGCUUUUUAACAUAUGGUUAAUUUAGUAUACGAGUUUUUUAAGCUGCCUUGGUAGUAUUAUCUUAUCCCCGUACAGCAACAAAGAUUUGGUUUUGGGUUGUAAAUGAUUGUUAUUUGAACCUGUUGUGUAUUUAAGAGAGUAUAAAAAUAGAAAGCUAUUUUGGUUUGCUUAGCCA
This is a messenger RNA of Gossypium raimondii (Peruvian cotton), 1800 nucleotides long. RefSeq lists its product as uncharacterized. NCBI's taxonomy places the organism in Eukaryota, Viridiplantae, Streptophyta, Magnoliopsida, Malvales, Malvaceae. The transcript is spliced from 8 exons. The coding region runs from base 95 to 1390 and encodes 431 amino acids. The record is from RefSeq and is a predicted model, not a curated record.